Messenger RNA from Dromiciops gliroides (monito del monte), 2117 nucleotides. Its product is annotated as protein FAM71B-like. The record is from RefSeq and is a predicted model, not a curated record. The transcript is spliced from 7 exons. Gene Ontology annotation, cellular component: nucleus. Lineage: Eukaryota; Metazoa; Chordata; Mammalia; Microbiotheria; Microbiotheriidae. The coding region runs from base 1 to 1944 and encodes 647 amino acids.
AUGGAUGUUCCAAGCUCCUCGCCCCACGGUAGCGACCUUGAUCUAGCGGAGCUGUCCAUCCAGAAGAGAGGAAAGGGAGGGAGGACCAUGAGCAGCGAGUCCAUGCUCCCUUAUUACACGGCAGCCAGCGGGCGCGCUGUGGGCAUGUUCAACACCUCCAUGGGGGAGCUGCAGAAGCAGCUAUACAGGGGAGAGUACGAUGCCUUCAAGUACGCCCCCAUGUUCGAGAGCGACUUCAUUCAGAUCAGCAAAAGAGGAGAAGUUAUUGACGUACAUAACCGCGUGCGCAUGGUGACUGUGGGCAUUGCAUCCACCAGCCCGAUCCUCCCUUUGCCCAAUGUCAUGCUGCUAGCCCGGCCUGUAGCAUACAUUGAGGAUCAGCCCCAUCCAGAGUCCAGCUCCAAGAGCAAGACACGCCACCCUCGCCCUUCAAAGACCCUGGAGUUGACCAGGCUAUUGCCCUUAAAGUUUGUGAAGAUUUCUGUCCACGACCGUGAAAAGCAGCAGCUUCGGCUGAAACUGGCCAGCGGGCGCUCAUUCUACCUCCAGCUCUGCCCACCCUCCGAUGCCCGGGAGGACCUCUUCUCCUACUGGGAGAAGCUCAUCUACCUCCUGCGGCCACCUGUCGAGGGCUACAGUAGCACCCAUGCCAUCCCUGCUGGGGAUGGGGUUGAAGUGCCGGUUUUCAUGGCCGAAGAUAAAUCUCCUUCACAGGAGCCAAUUCUACACAGUGAAGGGGAGCAGGAUAAAGUGAGUAUCAAGAGUCUUCACAUGGUUCCUGACAUCCCUAGCCAGGAUAAGAUGGCAGCAGGAAAGCCAGAGAUGAUCAUGACAGCUGAAGCCGGGGAGGGCUUCCCAAGCCCAGGAAGCCCCGAGAAGGACCUGGUGACCCAUCACUACACCAUCCAAGGGGUGCCCAGUGUGUCCCCCCCCAGUACACCAUCUGUUCCAAGUAUUGCAGUGGCAGCUGCUGCCAGCAGGGGUCCUGCCAGCAAGGCCACAGCUGGGGCCGCCCCAGGUGUGGGGGCAGUCACUGCAGGCAGUCAGGGGCCUGGCAUGAGCAUAGCCCUGGCUGGGACCACACCUGGCCAGGUGACAGAGACCAUGUCUGCUGGCAGUGUGAGUCUUGUGUUGGCUGGGGCAGUCAGCUUGUCCCCAGACUCAGUGAGUGUGGCCUCGGUGGGUGCCGGCAGCCUGCCCCCCUCGGGCCAUGUGAGCGCAGUCUCUACUGGGGCUGGGAGCAUAGCCAUAGCAGGCACAGGAGUUAUCUCCCCACUCGGGCCCGAGUCCCCCCUUGUGUCGACCUUGCAGAGUGAGGGCUACAUGAGUGAGCGAGAUGGAAGCCAGAGGGUGGUCACAGCCAGCCCAGGGGCAUCCAAGGAAAGACCAUCGAGCAGGAGGCACUCCAAGCACCGAGAGGGCCGAGCCCACAAAGGGGGUGACCAGAGGAGGUCAUCCCGGCGGGCCGUGACUUCCAAGGAGCCUCAGAAAUCCAGCCACCGGGCCCGGGGAAGCCGUCGUAGCCCAUCUUCCCGCAAAGCCACCAGCCGCAGCCCAUCCGCAAAAGAUUCCAGGACCUCUCGGAAAGCAGGGAAGAAAAAGAGUUCAGCUAGCACACCUCCUGCUGCCCCGACUAAAAAACCCAGCCGUAUCGCCUCCUUCUUGCGUAGCCUCUCCCGCUCUAGCAGCAAAAGCACGUCUGUCCUCACCAACGUGGGGGACACAGCUGAGGCCUCUAAGGGCUCAGCCACUGAGAUAAACAUGAGCACCAUCCUGGAGAAUGUGGAAAUGGAGACCAUCACACAGGUGCUUUCACCAGCAGAGGAGGAAGAGGAGGAGGAGGAGGAGGAGGAGGAGGGGCUGGUUAGCCUGCUGGUGGACUCAGUGGGAGACUCCCAAGGGCCUGGACCAACCCUUCUCCCCUCCCCCGAGUCCCGGCUUUAGCCGAGCCACCCAGCCAAGGCCACAGAGAAAAGCCGGCAGGCUCGGAUAUUAAAGAAUCGUGUUUGGCCCCAUGACUGGCUGAUUCUCCAUCCUUUAAGCCCUGGACAGAAUCUUCUCCUCUGUUCUUUUGCCUUCUUCCUCUUCCUCCUCCUCCCCCUCCCCCUCCUCAUCUU